GAAACAAUCAUCCAUUCCACACUUCUCGCAACGUACCUCGGCAGGGCCUCAUACAGCAUGUCCAAGGAAGGCUACAUCAUCCGCCACGGGAAGAAGUCCAGCGAUAUCCUUUACUGUAUCGUGCAGGAUGGCCGCGUGAUAUUCUUGGACCGACGCGGCGGGGAUGUUGUGGAAGAGUUUGGCCUCACGCGAACAUUGCUCAAGAUCCGAGGGGCCACGACAGACGAAGCGUUUGCAUGCGAGAACAGCUUCAUUGUUCAAGUGCGCAACUCGCAGCUUGUGAAAGGUCGGCAGGUCGCGGAAGGAACCGAAGGCGAGUACCUUUUGUCGGCGCCAAGCCACAAGGAACGCAAGGAAUGGGGCAACGCCAUUCACUCGUGGCAGCGCCAUUACUGGAGGGAACCACUCCAUGCAGGACUGAACAUGACAGAGAUCGAAGAAGAAGCGUUCUUUCGGGCCCAAGUGUCCACUCUAACGCGCAUGCUGCAGGAAUCCCCGCGAGGCAAGCAAAAGGGCAAUCGGCAUCGCACCAGCUCCGCAGCCUCAUCCAACGUUGCGUACAACACCAUGCAACAACCUGCGUAUUAAACACUUAAAAUUAAGUUAUUGGCCUAUUCGCCGGAAUUCACAAUAAAUUU
This is a messenger RNA of Aphanomyces astaci, 638 nucleotides long. RefSeq lists its product as hypothetical. The transcript has a single exon. The record is from RefSeq and is a predicted model, not a curated record. NCBI's taxonomy places the organism in Eukaryota, Oomycota, Saprolegniomycetes, Saprolegniales, Verrucalvaceae. The coding region runs from base 58 to 588 and encodes 176 amino acids.